This is a messenger RNA of Dama dama (fallow deer), 7235 nucleotides long. Its product is annotated as cytochrome P450 7B1. Gene Ontology annotation, biological process: bile acid biosynthetic process; cholesterol homeostasis. Bases 138 to 1658 code for a protein of 506 amino acids. NCBI's taxonomy places the organism in Eukaryota, Metazoa, Chordata, Mammalia, Artiodactyla, Cervidae. Gene Ontology annotation, molecular function: heme binding; oxidoreductase activity, acting on paired donors, with incorporation or reduction of molecular oxygen; steroid hydroxylase activity. The record is from RefSeq and is a predicted model, not a curated record. The transcript has 6 exons.
AGACUCGGCCCUCGGUGACAUCCAGGCGGCGCCACGGCCUGGCCAGCCUCCUGGGCCCUUGCAGAGUCGCGAGGCCGCGCCGCUCGGAGAGAGACCCCGGCUACCUUGAUCUGCGCGCAAUCGGGACGGCGGAAGACAUGAGCGCGGGCAUGGGCGGCUUCUGGCCGGAGCCGUGGCUGCCGCGGUCGCUCGGCUCCCCGGGCCUGGCCCUCGCCGCGGCCCUGCUGCUGCUGGUCUUGUGCCUGAGCGCGCAGCGCACCAGGAGACGUGGUGAGCCUCCAUUGAUAAAAGGCUGGCUUCCUUACUUUGGACAAGCCCUGAAAUUACAAAAAGAUCCUCUGGGUUUUAUGACUUCUAUUCAAAAGCAGUAUGGUGACAUUUUCACUCUUCUCCUUGGAGGAAAGUACAUAACAUUUAUCCUGGAUCCUUUCCACUACACAUCAGUAGCAAAAAAUCAAAAAUUAAGCUUUCAAAUAUUUACCGGUAAAUUCUUAAAGAGAGUAUUUUCUAUCAAAAAGAUGACAACAGAUUCUGACCUCAUCAACGAGAUUCAUAGUACCUAUCGAUUUUUACAAGGGAAGCAUUUGGACAUACUGAUGGAAAGCACAAUGCAGAAUCUAAAGCAAGUUUUUGAACCCCACCUUUUAAAAACCACAAGUUGGAGCACAGAACGUUUGUUGUCAUUCUGCAACUCAGUAAUAUUUGAAAUGACAUUUACAACCAUAUAUGGAAAUAUUCUUGCUAAUGAUAAGAAAACAUUUAUUACUGAGUUAAAAGAUGAUUUUUUAAAAUUUGAUGAAAAAUUCACACGUUUAGCUUCAGGCAUACCCAUUGAGCUUCUAGGAAACAUCAAGUCUGUUCGAACUAAACUUAUAAAAGACUUGACAAUAGAAAGCUUAGCUAAGUUACAAGGACUGUCUGAAGUUGUUCAAAGAAGGAAUGAUAUCCUGGAGAAAUACUAUACGCCCAAGGACCCUGAAAUAGGAGCACAUCAUUUAGGCUUGCUCUGGGCCUCUGUGACAAACACUGUUCCAACCAUGUUCUGGGCAAUGUAUUACCUUCUACGGCACCCAAAAGCUAUGGCCGCGCUGCGUGAUGAAAUUGACCAUUUGCUGCAGUCAACAGGUCAAAAGAAAGGGCCCGGAUUUUCCAUCCACCUCACCAGAGAACAAUUGGACAGCCUGGUCUACCUUGAAAGUACCGUUCUCGAGGUUUUGCGACUCUGCUCCUUUUCUGGCAUCUUUCGUUUCGUUCAAGAGGACUUGACACUUCAUUUAGAGAGCCAGGACUGCUGUCUGCGAAAGGGAGACUUUGUUGUCAUCUUUCCUCCCAUCUUACACCACGACCCUGAAAUCUUUGAAGCUCCAGAUGAGUUUAGGUUUGAUCGUUUUACAGAAAAUGGUAAGAAGAAAACUGCCUUUUUUAAAAGAGGGAAAAAGCUGAAGUAUUACCACUUGCCAUUUGGAUUGGGAGUCAGCAAAUGUCCAGGCCGAUUUUUGGCAAUGGUUGAAAUAAAGCAAUUGUUGGUUGUGCUUUUAACUUACUUUGAUUUAGAAAUAAUUGAUAAUAAGCCCUUAGAACUAAACUAUAGCCGCUUUUUGUUUGGUAUUCCUUACCCAGACUCUGAUGUUUCAUUUAGGUACAAAAUAAAAUCUUAAGCUAAAAGGAAAGGAAAGAAAUCUAUCUAGAAAACUAACCUAAAUGUCCUCAGUUCAUCUAUUUGUUUUUAAUUUCUUCAAGUGUAAUUGCUUUGUUUAUUUUAAAAAUGCCAAUUUCUAUUUGAUCUGAGAUCAGUCCCAUCUGUACUUGAUCACAAAACUGAUCAUAAAAAAAAAAGAUGGUAGCAUGAAAAUGGACAUCAAAAUCAACAUAAUGAUAAAUUUAAAGUAAUUUUUUAAGUUUCUACAUAUUGUGAUUUGCAAAUGUCAUUGUAAGUGCGCCUUCACAGUAAUAGAUCUGACACUGUGGGAUUUUGUUAAGUCACAAAUUCUUCUAUAAUAUGUAAAAAUAUACUUUAUGUAAUAAUGGAAAUUUAUGCUGUAAAUGAACACAGUCUAACAAAUUCCAAGUUCUCAGAGAAGAAGGAAAUUAAAUUUCCAUGAGAUACACUAGAUGAAAAUGUUCCCUUCAAGUAUAAUAUCAAUAAUAUCUAUAUUGCUGGGGUACGUUUGCAUUAAAUGAGGUUUGCGGUAGAUUAAAUGCUUCAACUUCACUUCAAUAUUUAAUCACCCAUAAACGUACUUUAUUACUUUGUAUACUGUGGCUCAGUAGAACAAAAUUUCUUGUUAUAUAAGGCUACUCAUGUUCAAGUUAGAUACUGAUAAGAUUUAUCAGUAUAAGAACACACAAAACCUAUUAUAUAUACAGCAAUUGCCCUAGACAUUAAUAUUAGGUUUAUUGUAGGAGUAAAUGUUGAGAUCAUUACAGGAUUGAUUAUAGCGUUUGACUCCAGUGUAAACUGUAAGGGUUAUGCCGUUUUGUAAUUAACUUUCCCAAAUGCUUCGAUUUAUGUUAGCUGAGAAACUAGAUAGCAGUAUUUGUUCUUGACGCCUCACCUCUUGGACUGGGAUUUGAUUUGUAGUGUUUGAAUUACAGCAUUAUGUAAUGCAGUAUAAUUCCAUAUGCCAAAAUGUAGCAUCAGCUGGAUGGUUCAAAGAUUGCUAAUAUCAGAUUGCCAAAUGAUGGUCUGUCAUUCAACUUAGGCAGGUAAAUAAGCCCAGUUAUUUCAUGGGAACUUCUAGUUAUAACUUUUAGUUAUUUCAUUGAAACUUCUAGUAUUUCAGAAAUGUGCUUUCGUUUUUGAAAAGGAAAUUUAUCUUUAAAAUAACAUUAUAAAAUACUGAAUCGUAUUUAGUAGCUAAAUAGCUUUUCUAGCAUCUAUUUUUCUCCUUCCUGAAGUUCAUGCACUAAACGCUCCUUAGUGAAGGUCUGUCAGUCAACUUUGUUUUUGCCAGUUUGACGAUGCUUUCCUUUUUGUCCUCGUUCCUGCGUUUGCCUUGUUUCCUGUUUUGAUAUCUCAUGUUGUUAAGAGGUGAACCUUCAUUCGGUUUAAUUGUUCAGUAGGCAGUCUGCCUGUUUUCUCUGACAGCUUUAACAUGCUCUCUUUGUCUUUGAUGUUCUUAGUUUCUGUUUAUUGUGCUUGCAUGCCAUGAUGUCUUUCAUCAAGCGUAGAAUGUUCACAGUCAUCCUCUCUUUGAAUAUUUCCUCUUUCAGCUCUGUGUCUUGUUUAUAGUCCAUGUUGUUUGACCGUUUCUCCUUGUAUUUUUUUUAUCUCUAAUUUAUAUUCUAGGCCAUUUCUUUGGAUCUUUGUAUCGCUUUCAGUUUAUUCUGCUCUUUAACUCAUCCAUUGGGUUUGUUUCUUCUGCCUUUUUAUUUUAACCUCAGGUUCAUAGGAUUGAGUGAUCACAUGCCUUAUACCCCUUAGUUCACGGUACACAAUUAUAAUUGGCCCAAACAAGGCUUUAUUUACUCAUUCUAUUCUAUCCCUAAUCCCUACCAUUAUACCCUUCCCCAUCAUCAGGAAAUAUUCUAAUGUGUUUGUUUAUUUGUAGGUGUUUUUAUAAAACAUAUGUUAUUAUCUUGGGUGCAUGUGUUUUUUAAUUUUUAUAAAUGUCUAUUCUAUACAUCAUAUUCUUCUUAAUUUUUUACUAAGCACUAUACUUUAAAGGUAUAUCCAUAUUACUUUAUAUGUAUUUGAUCUAUUGCUUCUAACUACUGUAUAGUAUCUCAGAAUGUGUACCCACGAUGUUUCAAUGCUCUAUUCACCCAGUGAUGGAAACCAUGUUGGUGGGACAGUUAAUUUGGGGGAAAGGCCAAAGCAGAACCUAAAACUCUUGCCCGCACCCAUCCUCUCACUACUGCAUGCCCCACCCUCCGCUCUGGGCUGCCACAAGCCCUGUUGUCAGCACCACCCGCCCACACCUGCACACACAGACACACAGUCCAUGACAGCCUUCAUUCUCUGAGAUGCUCUAGACUUGUGUUUCAUGCUCAGGUCCUUACCACCCUCUCCCUUCUAUGGGGUCUCCAGAGCUGAUCUGAGCCAGGGUGCCAGCCGUCAAUUUGUCAGCUUUCGGAAUUUCAAUUCCCCUUCAUCUCAUAAAUUUAGUGGUUACAUUUUCAAUUUGAGAAUGUAACCUUUUGUUCCUCCUAUCUGCCCGGUCAUUUUUGACAGUAUUUUGUUCCUUCAUCAUAUACUCAGUAUCUUCUUUCAUUUUAAAACUAUAUUAAGAAACUUAUAUUCAUAUCUGGUAUUUCCACAUCAUCAGUGUUUUAUGGGUCUGAUCCUGUAGUUUGUUUUUCUUUUAGCUCUUCCUCAGAAUUGCUUGUUUACUGGACUUGUUCUUUGGAAUUUUAUGUCUGGAAUUUUUUUUAAGACCCGAAUUUAAAGUUCACACCUCCAGAGAAAAUUUGUGUUUGCUUUCACCUAGCUGCUGUGAAAUUAAUCUCUCAAAUUCAGAUCAAUUUAAAAUUUCACCUUGAGUAUUUUGAGAGGGGAUGGGAAACUACAUGGGCUUCCCCAGUGGCUCAGGGGUAACAAAUCCACCUCCAAUACAGGAGAUGCGGGUUCAGUCCCUGGGUGGAGAAGAGAAUGGCAACCUACUCCAGUAUUCUUACCUGCAGAAUCCCAUGGACAGAGGAGACUAGCGUGUUACAGUCCAUCGGGUCGCAAACAGUCGGAGACGACUGAAGUGACUGAGCACGCACACGUGGGAAACUGCAUAGAUAGGGUGGGUUCUCGCCCUAAGUCACGGAGAAGGCAACGGCACCCCGCUCCAGUACUCUUGCCUGAAGAAUCCCAGGGAAGGGGGAGCCUGGUGGGCUGCAGUCCAUGGGGUCGCUAAGAGUCGGACACGACUGAGCGACUUCACUUUCACUUUUCACCUUCACGCAUUGGAGAAGGAAAUGGCAACCCACUCCAGUGUUCUUGCCUGGAGAAUCCCAGGGAGGGGGAGCCUGGUGGGCGGCCGUCUAUGCGGUCGCAGAGUCAGACACGACUGAGCGACUUAGCAGCAGCAGCAGCAGCAGCCCUAAGUCAGCCAGAUUGCAACCCUAUGAGUAGAGAUAAGCAAGAAUACCCAGUCCUCUGGGAGUGAGGUUACUUCCUAGUCACUUACUGAAGAUGUUGCCUCUGCAAGUUCUUGCCUUUGUGCACAGGUCUUGGAUUAAACAAACACACACAUGCACGCACACAUGCCCCACCCCCUCGGGCUGCAACCUUUAUCCUGUCCUGUCACAAAGGAGAGCCCAUUCCUUUUGUACUAGGACAUCUAUUCCACCAUAUUGCCUGAUGUGGAGACCUCCAGAUUGUAAAAUUCAUCUUAGUAGCACACUUCUGUGCUGCCAUAGCAGGGAGAGCACAGAAAAGCAUUCCAUUCUAAUUUCUGCUUAAUUUAUAGGGAAAGGAGUUUAGAGUGGAAAUAUUAUAUAAAAGCAAUGGAUGGAGUAUUGUGACAGGCUUAAAUCUGGUCAUUAAAGAUUGUCUAUGAAUAGAACAAAUGUCAUAGAGAAUAAGUUAAAAGACAUGAAAUUUAGCUAUGACAUAAUUGAUUUACUAUUAUCAACAAGUCACUUUGCCUCUCAGUGUUUCAGUUUCCAUAUUUGCAAAAUAAAAAUAAUAAGGCCUUUGGAUGCCAGGGUUCGUUAUGAGGAUUGAACACAGUAAGAUGUGUGAACUUAUUUUGAAAAGUGUAAUGCAAUAUCCAAAUGUAAAGUUGUAAGGAGAUACUUUGACAAUGCUGAGCCUUUUAAAUUAAAAACUGUUUGUAUAUAUUUGUUUAAGGGAAGCAUUUUUUGUUAUUGGUUAAAUGAUUAUUCAUUUAUUCAGUCAAACAUUUAUUGAGCAUUUCCUCUUAGAUUGAUACUAUUCACUGGAUUACCCUUCUUCAAGAACACACAGUUUAUUAGAGAAAGCAAUAUAUACCCAACUAAUUGAUUAUAAAUGUAGUUGUCAUAAAUUUGUCUUCCUAAAACUGUUUUAAAAUUCUGAUUCAACACUAGUUCUAACUGACCUCCCAUCACUCAUUCCAAAUUAGUGUUCUGCAAUGAGAAAUUACUAUGUGCCUAAUUAGAUACAACAAAACAUAUACAUCCAGUAUUGAGAUUAUAUGUUAAAGAUGUCCAAAACAAAAUACAGUCACUGAGGCAUCAGAAUUUCUUUAAAAACUGUAUUUUACGUAUAGUAAAAACCCACCCUUUUCAUUUUUAUAGCCCUUCCUCUAAAUGUCAAAUUAAAGAAAAUGAAUGACUGGCAGUAUUAUUUUAUAUCAGUGACCAACUGAGGCACUCAUUUAGCAAAAACUAAACGCUCUGAAGAUAUUCAGGAAAAAGCUAUUUGUCACUAAGUAAACAGUGUUGGUAAGCAGCCUAUUUGGGAACUUUUAUCUGCCUUGUUUGGCCUUCCUGACACACUUCAUUAUAAUUUGUCCAUUUUAUCAUUAAGUUUGGGUCACAAAUCUAAGGCAAAGGAGCUUCGAUGCUCAAAAUUUGCAUGAUUACCUCAGUUUAUUUUCUUAUGAAAAAUAAUUUGAGUAGCCUUUCUAUAAGCUAAUCCUUCUAAUUGAACCAUGGAAUCUUAAAACAAUUUCAAAGAUCAAAGCACAAAAAUUAUCCAGGUUUUGAUCUUAGUAUAAAAUAACAUCAGUAAUUUUAAAACAAGAAUUAUAUGCCCUGAGAAUGUACACUGAUUUAACCUAUUAAAUUUGCCAGUAUUGCAAGCCAUUAUUUACCGAGUUGCAUUAUUAGGUAUUCAUAUUCACAUACUCAAUUAGGAAAAAGUUAGCAAGCCAAGAUUAAGUUCCCUGUAGCAUUAUUUUAAAUUACAGUGGGUGAUCACAUAAAACUCUCUAAUGUUUCUAUUACUUACUCUAUUUCAGAGUGUUAAUCUGAGUCAGUGAUCAUUGGUGUUGGAAAUAUUUGGUUUAAAUGUUUACUUUGUUUAUAAUAUUUUCUUGAGUAAGAUUAAUUUGUGAAAAUCUCUACUGAACAAUUUUUAAAAGGAGUAAUUUGACAACACUUAACAUUUUAAAGUAUUUUUUAAGCAGAAGAGUCUCUAUAUUGUAAAAAGAAAUCCUAAAUAUUUAAUAUUCUUGAUGUUAAAAUGGUGUAUAGGUGGAUUUAUGAGGAAGCAAAUUAUCUUGAAAAGAUAUUAGGUAAGAAAUGCAAAUGCUUUGUAAGUCAAUUUAAUGUGUGUUUUUUUUAAUAUGCAAUGAGCCAAUAAACUAACUUUUAAAGCA